Molecule: messenger RNA, 1180 nt
Organism: Papaver somniferum (opium poppy)
Lineage: Eukaryota; Viridiplantae; Streptophyta; Magnoliopsida; Ranunculales; Papaveraceae
Product: actin-related protein 2/3 complex subunit 2B-like
Exons: 10
Coding region: 41-1090 (349 amino acids)
Biological process (GO): actin filament polymerization; Arp2/3 complex-mediated actin nucleation
Cellular component (GO): actin cytoskeleton; Arp2/3 protein complex
Molecular function (GO): structural constituent of cytoskeleton; actin filament binding
Source: RefSeq, a predicted model, not a curated record
CGCAAUUCUAUCUUCAUUUCCACUCCGAAAUUGGGAUUUUAUGAAGACGAAGCGAGAAACUGGUUGUUUUGACAGGGCGUCACCAGCACUCAAGGAAAUCUUGCUCAAGUUCUAUUAUAGCCAUGAAAAACAAUCCGUUACAGAUUACCAAUUAAUUGAAUUUGGAUCAGUGCAGUACCAUGUUCAGGUUUAUUCUCAAGAUUCUCAUUACAUCUACUUAUCAGUAUCAAGCCCAUUGUUAACCCAAGGAACAUUUUUAUCACACGGACUUUCAAAAUGUAUUUCACAAAGAAGCUAUUCUAAUGUCAUGCAAGUUGCAGAAACCCCUAAAGCAGGAUAUCCAUUGACUAUCCGGAUCGACUUGUCUAAAUUCAUAGAAAUGUUAUGCGUCACAAGUUUUAAAAACACCUCUCAAGGAAUGUACAACAAGCCCAUCAAAGUAGUGCUUGAUGCCAAAGACCAUUUUUUUGUAAUCACACAGCCAGAGAAGACCGCCGUGGUGUUUCCGAUGCGAUUUGGAGAUGACUCGGAUGUGAUUAUUGCAACAACUUUAUUUCAGGAACUUGUGGUUUUGGGUAGUUCGAAAUCUUGUGCUAAAGCACCUUCUUGUACUUGGUCACCAAUUCCUCCUGCGGAAUUACGAGGAGAGUAUUUUGAAGAUUUAACCACCAAUGGAGGGUUCAUGUCUUUUGAUGUUCUUUCACGGCACAUUAAACGUUCAAGAAUUGACAAGACCGUCUGGAAUUUGUCAAAUUUUCAAGCUUAUGUGAGGCAUUACGUGAAGUGCACUAGAGGUUUUGUACAAAGGAGCAUGCGAAAGCGCGUGGAACGUCUAUCGGAGAUGCUAUUGAAUCCAGCGUCAGCAAAACAACAUGAAUCUAGCUCCAUGAAGAACCAAGGGCAUAGACGCAUGAAGAUAUUCGGAAGACUCUCAAAAGCUAAACUUCUUAGGAAAAAAUGUAGUGGUUUUUUAAAGAAAAUCAUGCAAUUACGUUCCAAAAUCAAAAUUCAUGGACUUGACCAAAUUCGCAGGCGAUGGUUAAAAUUCUCGGAAUGUUACUCCUCAAGGAGUUAUACUAGAUUAGAUUAGUAAGUGCACGUUUUGUAAUUACUGUACGAGAAAAGAAGCAGUGAAUAACAAAAGUCUGACGAUUUUAUUCUUGUGGUGAACCAUGACAAA